UUAGAUAUGAGCCCAGGAAACUAUGUUAAAGAUUGUAUAGAGAGAAAGCGCGAGGUGCGUGUGUUCAUUUCACAUAAAUAAUAAUAGAAAGUAAUAAGGAAAGAUAUAAAGUGCUUAAUAGAUAGAUGGAUGAAAGAAGGCAUGAUUAUUAUGAGAGUGAGAAGAAAUUGAAGAGGUUAUUGAGAAGAAGUGUGCAGUAUGUUGUGUUGGUCUCUUUGUUUGCUUUGUUUGUUUGGUAUUCUUCAGGGUUCUCCAUACUGCCACAGUCUUUGAAUGCUUACUUCUCAACGUUCCUUUUUUUCAAUCUCACUCGCACCCUUCAAAGGAAAUACAUGUUCCUCCUCUGCAAUGUCAUUCUUGCUUUUCUUGCCAGCAACUCACUCUAUGAUGCACCGCUAGUCAAAGGAGAAUGUUAUUAUGAACAAGUAUCAUCAUCAGAAUUGUUAUUAGCUGAUCAAGAUUAUGAACCUUUGUUAGCAGAAACUGAGGAAAGAAAAGAACAUGAAGAAGGAGGAGGAGGGAAAGGAAUUAAUAGCGAAGAAGAAGUGGUUGAAGUUGAAGUUGAGGAUGCAAGAAAGGAAGAAGAAUUGGCGAAUGCAGAUGAACUGAACAGAAAGUUUGAAGAGUUCAUAAGGAAAAUGAAGGAGGAGAUCAGGAUUGAAGCUCAAACUCCCCCGAUUGCAGUAUAGUUAUUAAUUAUUUCUCAUAUUCGUCCCAUGUAUGUGUUGCUGUUCAUCACUGAUGAAUAACUCUUUUCCUUUUAUUACAAUGUUGCGGAUAUGUCA
This is a messenger RNA of Arachis stenosperma, 785 nucleotides long. RefSeq lists its product as uncharacterized. NCBI's taxonomy places the organism in Eukaryota, Viridiplantae, Streptophyta, Magnoliopsida, Fabales, Fabaceae. The record is from RefSeq and is a predicted model, not a curated record. Bases 126 to 689 code for a protein of 187 amino acids. The transcript has a single exon.